This is a messenger RNA of Cucurbita moschata (crookneck pumpkin), 2355 nucleotides long. RefSeq names its product U-box domain-containing protein 34-like. Gene Ontology annotation, biological process: protein ubiquitination; protein phosphorylation. Gene Ontology annotation, molecular function: ATP binding; ubiquitin-protein transferase activity; protein kinase activity. Bases 93 to 2273 code for a protein of 726 amino acids. Lineage: Eukaryota; Viridiplantae; Streptophyta; Magnoliopsida; Cucurbitales; Cucurbitaceae. The record is from RefSeq and is a predicted model, not a curated record. The transcript has 9 exons.
CGACGGCGACCCAAUUGAAUUACAGAAUUGAAAAUGAAAAGUAAACUCAAAAAGAAGGAAAAAUAGAACCAAAUGGUGGUGUUUCCAAGGCAAUGACAUCAGUGGCGGUUGCCAUUAACGGCGUUCGCGGCGGCAAAGGCGGUGGCGGAAGCCGCCGCGCCGUCAGAUGGGCUGUGGAGAAUCUGUUGCCGACCGCCGAUCGGUUCAUAUUGGUUCAUGUUAUGCCCAAAAUCACCUCCAUCCCCACCCCAAUGGGGGAUCUUGUGGCGGUCUCGGAGCUUGACGCUGAUGUAGUAGCGCUUUAUGUUCAUGAUGUGAAACAGAAGUAUGAACAAAUUUUUGUUCCUUUCAAGAAGAUGUGUAGAAGAGAGAAGUUUCUUCUACUGGUUGAAACUUUGAUUCUGGAGGAUGAUAAUCCUGCCACUGCACUUAUGAGAUAUGCAACUGAAUCUGGGAUUAAACACUUGGUUCUGGGUUCUUGUUUUAGGACUUGCAUAGCGAGGAGGCUGAAAGGGGAUUCAGUACCCUCUGCUAUUAUGAGAGCUGCUUCUAGGUGUUUUGAUGUCUAUGUUAUAUAUAGGAGAAGAGUCAUCACACGAACGGCUACUACUGCUCCAUCUAGUGAAACCGACUCGAGGCAGUGGAUGCUCGGUGAUACCGAUUACUAUAGGGGUUCGAGUACAGUUAGCGAAAAAUCAUUUGGAACGCUGUCUUCUUCUUCCAUGUCGAAUGUUCAUCGAAGGGGCGAUAGCCUCGAAGUUAAUUCUACCGAGCAAUUGAACUCUUUGAGUACUCUAACUGAGGAGGAAGAUAUGCAGGCUGAAGUUGAAUCGCUGCAGCUAGAAUUGGAGAGUACUGUUUCCUUGUACAAACAAGCUUGUGAAGAACUUGUUCAUGCUCAGAAGAAGGUUCAGUCACUUACAUCCGAAUGCCUUGAAGAAUCAAGAAAAGUGAACGCUGCUUUGGAAAGGGAACAAGCUUUGAGGAAAGUGGCUGCUGAAGAGAAAGCAAAGCACUUGGAAGCCAUUAAGGAGCUUGAGGAGGCAAAGGACUCACUAGCUAAAGAAGCUUAUGAGAGGCAGCUGGCUGAGCUUAAUGCCUUAAAGGAGUCCUUGGAGAAGAAGAAAAUUGUUGAUACUCUUCUGACUAAUGAUAGGAGGUACAGAAGGUAUACUACAGCCGAAAUAGAAGCUGCGACGAAUUUCUUCGAUGAAGUUAACGUGAUCGGUGAGGGCGGAUAUGGGAAAGUCUACGUAUGCAGUCUCGAUCAUACCCCGGUAGCCAUUAAGGUCUUUCGACACGACAUAUUCGAGAACAAGGACGAGUUUCUGAAAGAGGUUGAAAUUCUGAGCCAGAUACGUCAUCCACACGUGGUUUUACUGCUCGGAGCUUGCCCCGAGCGAGGUUGCUUGAUUUACGAAUACAUGGAAAAUGGAAGCUUAGAUGAUCAUAUCUUGCUCCGAAAUGGAAAACCUCCCCUCCCGUGGUCUAUUAGAUUUAGAAUAGUGUUUCAAGUAGCGUCUGGGCUUGCACUCUUACACAAUUCAAAGCCAGAGCCUAUUAUUCACAGAGAUCUCAAACCGGGUAAUAUCUUACUUGAUAGAAACUUUGUAAGCAAAAUCUCAGACGUUGGAAUGGCUAAGAUCAUCGGCGAUAUCGUGCCUGACAAUGUGACGGAGUAUCGAAACACCAUUCUUGCUGGGACUCUGCAUUACAUGGAUCCUGAAUAUCAGAGAACUGGCACACUCCGACCGAAUUCGGAUACGUAUGCGCUCGGAGUAACAAUUCUGCAGUUGUUGACCGGGCGGCAGCCACACGGUCUUCUUCUGGCUGUCGAGAACUCCAUCGCAAGCGCCUCGCUUGCAGAUAUUCUAGAUAAGUCGAUUACUGACUGGCCUGUAGCUGAAGCUGAGGAGCUAGCUGGACUGGCACUGAAGUGCUUGAAGCUUAGAUGCAGGGAUAGGCCAGAUCUUGAAACCGAAGUUCUUCCAGUCCUUAAAAGGCUUGUUGAUUUUGCAGAUACGUUUCAGAAAGGUGCUGCCAAUCCCCCAAGCCACUACUUCUGCCCAAUCCUCCAGGAAGUAAUGGAGGAUCCUUAUAUAGCAGCCGACGGUUUUACUUACGAGUACGAAGCCAUUAAAGCGUGGCUCGAGAAAUACGACGUAUCACCUGUGACGAAGCUUAAGCUCCAGCAUUCUAUGUUUAUUCCUAACUAUACUCUGCGUUCUGCCAUACAAGAGUGGAGGUCAAGACUGACAUUUUCCUCUUCCUAAAUUUGAAACUUCGGUUUACUUCCAGAUGUGUAUAGUUACGGUAAAAUCUCAUGAAUUAAUGAAUGAAUGUUUAGGAUUGAAU